This is a messenger RNA of Prorocentrum cordatum, 606 nucleotides long. Lineage: Eukaryota; Dinophyceae; Prorocentrales; Prorocentraceae. The record is from the annotation of a GenBank genome assembly.
AUGGGGUGGUCCCUAUGGUUGUCACGUCGUUGGUUCCAUCCCUUCGACCUCCUUCUCGCCCUUUGGCCGGUGUUUCCACGCCGCCAGGCCGUGGGCAUGGUUAUGUUUCCCUCCCACGAGGACUUCCCUGCGUUUGUCGAGAGGUACGGUCGCUCCUACGAGGCCGGCACGUUUCAGUACCAGAUGCGCCAGUCGGUCUACGCGGAGCGCGCCGCGCGGAUCUCGAGCCACAACUGCCGGCCCGACGCGCUGCACACGGCGGGGGUCAACCACCUCUCGGACUGGACUCCGGAGGAGCUCGCCACGCUGCGGGGCCACAGGUCCCGCCGGGGCUCGUCGACGAGGGACCUCGGCCGGUCGCCGUUCCUCCUGGCGAAGCGGGGCAAGGGGACGGAGAAGCCCGUGCCGCAGGACUUCUCCUGGGGCCACCUGGCCUCGAUCCGGGCCAACAGCAGCGAGCAGGAAACGCUGCUACGGCAUCGCGGACAGCAUGCCGCCGAAGCUGGAGCAGAUGGGGGGAGAGCUCUGCGCGAAGAAGGCGCGGUGGCACUGGCAAAGCAGCACCGGCGAAGCGCAGGCGAUCAGGAAUCCUCUGCUGCGUUCUGA